Messenger RNA from Nanorana parkeri, 2554 nucleotides. It is a transcript of the gene RTKN2, whose product is annotated as rhotekin 2. Gene Ontology annotation, biological process: signal transduction; hemopoiesis; positive regulation of cell population proliferation. Lineage: Eukaryota; Metazoa; Chordata; Amphibia; Anura; Dicroglossidae. The transcript has 13 exons. The record is from RefSeq and is a predicted model, not a curated record.
UAUGGAAGAGACGGAGCUCGGGGGAGCGCGGCGCCAAUUUCAAAUGUUCAGCCGUGGGGAGCGUUACCGGGCCACCGUGUCCAAGUGUUCCGCCCUGGGGAUGGAGAUCAAGCGCAAGAAGAUCCGGGAGAGUGCAGUCUUCCCAGCGCAGGAAGACAGCUGCAUUCAGGAAAAGCUAGACUUUGAAGUUCGUAUGCGGGAAGGAAUCGGCAAGUUGUUAUCAGUCAGCACUCAGAAACAUCAAAUACUGAAUGCAGUGAAAAAUCUUAUGAUCUGUAAUGCACGUAUUCAGGUUUAUAUAAAACAGCUCAAUUCCCCUCCGGAAGAAAGCAGCGUGAUGAAUUCUGGCCGACGGUCAUCAGAUGUUGGUGUGAAGGAACGCUCAGCCUGUACAGGAAAGCUGGCAAUAUCAGGAAUUCGAAUCCCAUUGAUGUGGAAAGACACCGAUCAUUUUGGCAGCAAGGAAAAGUCGCAGAGAUAUGCAGUUUUUUGCAUGCUAAAACUGGACCAGGAAAUAUUUGACACAGACAUGGUAAUCGUGGACAAAACCAUGACUGAUAUAUGUUUUGAGAACAUAAUUGUAUUCACGGAAGCAAGACCAGACUUUAAGUUAAAACUGGAAGUAUAUAGCUGCUGCAUGGAGGAAUCAUCUAUAACCAACACUCCCAAGAAACUUGCACGGAAGCUCAGAAACUCAAUUGGGAAAUCUGCUGGGAAGAAAUUUAAUUCAGAGACCGAAGAAUCUGAGCCAGAAGAAUGUGUAGUUUUAGUGAAUGCAUGUUUUUAGGGAGCAAAAUUCAACUUACUGGCUCAUAUAACAUUCGCAUUGGAUAGUGUGGAGGACAACUUUAGAACCCAUACCCUUACUGUGGAUGGGCAUGAGGAAUGUUCCUUUUGGCUUCCUUUAUAUGGAAGUCUAUGCUGCAGUUUAGUUGCUCAGCCAACCUGUUUGACAGAUGAAGUCAUGGUGGGGUUCCUUAACCAACAGGAAAUGGUUGGUGGUGUUCGAAGCUGCAUCAAGCUAUAUUGCAUACUGAAAGGUGCUAAUCUUUACUGCUACUACACUCCAGAAGAGAUUGAGGCAAAAAUUGAACCAACAAUGACCAUUCCUAUUAACAAGGAAACGAGAAUCAGAGCUGUAGAGAAAGAUUCCAAGAAAAGGACAAACAGUUUUUCCGUAAUCAACAUUGUGUCUGGCGAAGCCAUAACUAAAGUAUUUUCAGCUGAUAGCCGAGAAGAUCUUCAGAAAUGGAUGGAAGCUUUCUGGCAGCAUUUUUACAACCUCAGUCAGUGGAAGCAUUGUUCAGAAGAACUUAUGAAAAUAGAGAUUAUGUCACCGCGAAAACCACCAUUGUUUCUAACAAAAGAGGCAACUUCUGUGUAUCAUGAUAUGAGCAUUGGGUCACCUAUGAAGUUUGAAAGCUUAACGGAUAUACUACACAGGAAAAUUGAAGAAACCGAUGGGCAGUUCCUUAUUGGUCAGGAAGACUCUGCUCCUCCUCCUUGGGCAGCAUUAUUUGAUGGUAACCACCAACUACACAUUGAAAAAAACCCACAUUCUCCACCUUUAAAAGGAGAAGUAGAAAAUGUCAUAGAUGUCAAGGGGAAGAAGAGAAGGGCCCCACCACCACCACCCAAUAAGACUCCAUAUACCGUUGGAGAACAAAAAAUCCCAGACCCAUCAGAAAAGGAGAACCUUUGGCCAAGAUCAAGCUUUUCUCGCAAGUCUCUCGAUGCAAAAUUGAAUUCCAUCAUGCAACAGUUCCAGAAGCCAAUGACUGCCCCUCGAAAGCCAGUAUCGUCUGAUAAAAAUGUCUCCAAUAAUGACGAGCUUCAGACAAGCAGUGAAGAGAAUUGUCCAUCCAGACCGACCCCAGCACCAAGGCAGAAGUCCAUAAAAGAACGGUUGGAUCCCAGAUCAUGGCUGCAGAUACAAGAGUGACUUAAUUCUGUGUAUAAUUCCACAUGAUGCGCGUGUGUGCAUAUCCUUUUAAUUAUAUUUUUAAUUCUAUGUUGGAUAUUAAAACUGGAAUAAUCCACAGAAAAUUGACUUUAAUUUUCUACAAAGAACUCUGUGAAAAUGGUUUUAUUUUGUUUUUUCUCAAUCCUCGGAGCAAUUUGUUGCAUAGAAUAAUUGGCUUAUGUUUAAUCACAAUCCUAUCCUCGUGUUAUUUGUAAUGUUCUCAGCCUAUGUAGAAGAAUUUUUCGAAUACCCUGAAAGAAAACUGGGCUCUUAAUCUUCAAAGAAAGUUUUCUUUCUUAUCAUUAUCCACUGGAUUGCAGACUGUUCUGCCUCAUAAUUACGCACAGAACACAAAAGUAAAAUGUCAGUUUAAGUUGACUCACAGACAUGAAUUCUUGUCUGUGCCAGAUGCCGUCCUGAGCUCCGGCUACACAAUCAUUAGCCUUAGUAAUAGCGUCUAUUACAGUUCAUGAUCUCUACUAAUGAAAUAUAAGGAAAUCGUAUCGUAUGCAAGCAUGGAAUGUAAGAAAUGUAUUGUAAUGUUAACAAUUGUUGGUAAUGAAAAGCUGGUUUAUGAAAAGGCGGAUGAUG